UAUAUAAAUUGAUUCAUUUCUCUAGUUUCGAUUAGUUUUCGUAGAACUUCGUUGGACGGCUCUUUAUCUCAAAAAAAUGUUUUUUCAAGUACCCGUUUACUUUUCCAUAAUAUUCAUAUUAGUUCAUGGAAAGGACUUAGACCCAGGUCCUCAAACAUUAUCAAUAACAAAUUUUUCAUCACCAACCAAAGCACACAGACAGUUUGCCACUAAGGACGCUAUAGUUUACUUAACGCCAAGUCAAAUAAAAGACCUUGAAUCUGGUGAAGCCGAACUAAGAUAUAUGGCACCCGAUCAAAUAACAAUUAACAAAUUCCCCAUCAAUCAGAGGGAACCUUAUCAAAAUCAAGAAUCGUUUCAUCGUCACCUUGAGAAUUUAAAUAUCCUAAAAGCACCGCUAAUACCAGAAACGCAGUUACCUUACAAUCAUGGGAAACUAGACGUAAAAUUAAGCAGAGAAACAACAGCAAAAUAUUCUCAAAGUUUGGCCAAUUUCAGGGUCUACGAACAUGAGCCACUGAAUCUUAUUAAUAAACAGACAGACUGGAGGCCCAUUAUUCCCGUAAAUAUUUUACGUCAACAAAACAUAUAUGCUAUACCUAUAGAACAAACUGAAAACUUCGAUCUAUUUCGAAUACUUGGAGGACAUAAAACACUACAAACUACCGUAAAGCAUUCGCUUGCAACGCCAGCUCUAAUAGUACCUUAUGAAAAGGUCACCCAGCUGCAUCCAGUUUCUGAUGAAAAUAUUAAACAUAUUCAACAAUUACCAGCCGUAAGAGAUCAAACUCAAAACGAUAAACAAAGUUUUAAAGGAAAUGUAUUUAUAAAUGUUGAUAGUCCACAUUUGCGUGCUUGGAAAAAAUAG
Molecule: messenger RNA, 868 nt
Organism: Pieris napi
Lineage: Eukaryota; Metazoa; Arthropoda; Insecta; Lepidoptera; Pieridae
Exons: 2
Coding region: 77-868 (263 amino acids)
Source: RefSeq, a predicted model, not a curated record